UGUCUCAAAACAAGCAAGCAAAAUGUACAGUGAGAAACAGUCUGGCGAGACUACGCUAGUACUAAAAAAGAAAGCUAAUCUGGCAUGGGUUUACAAGGAGGCGCUGCUGACAGACUGCUCUCACGGCACUGGCAAAGUAGGAUCAGUUCCUCAGGAGUCCCCACCGCGACCACUGCAGACUGCGGGACUGGGGGCGGGGGCGCACACAAUUGUCCCCAUUCUUCUCCGCCCCGCCUAGCGAGUUCUCCCUGAUCUCUGGCCUAAUUCCCUGGUUGAAGUCCAGAGCUGGCUGUGGAGAGGGAAAACCAUCGCCCCACCCCGCCCUGCAAUCCUCUGUCCCGCAGGCGCAGGGCGUUAGAGCCUAGGGCGCAGGCCCUCACUCCCGAUGACCCUGGUAGCCAGAGCGGCAGGUGCAGCCCGAGGCAGCGUGUGGAUGUUGAUCUCCAGAGUGGCACCCGUGACAGCUGUGACAUCAUCCCAGGCUUUCAGCCCUGUGUUUGAUCUGAUGUGAAGAUGGCCGCCAGGGUGAUCUGGGGCAGCCUUGGUCUGCUUCGAGUCGUGUGGUGUCUCCUUCCCCAGACUGGCUACAUACACCCAGAUGAGUUCUUCCAGUCACCCGAGGUCAUGGCAGAGGACAUCCUGGGUGUGCAGGCUUCACGGCCCUGGGAAUUUUACCCCAGCAGCUCCUGCCGUACUGUGGUCUUCCCACUGCUGACCUCUGGCUCUACCUUCUGGUUGCUCAGGUUCUGGGAAGAGCUGGGGCUCUGGCCUGGUCUGGUGAGUGGCUACGUGCUGCUGGUGGGGCCCCGACUCCUCUUCACUACCCUCUCCUUUGCCCUAGACUGGGCUGUGUACUACCUGGCCCCGCUGUGGGGGGCAGAUCGCUGGAAUGCUAUGUGCCUGCUGUCUGGGUCCUAUGUCACCCUGGUUUUCUACACAAGGACUUUCUCCAACACCAUCGAGGGACUGCUCUUCACAUGGCUGCUGGUGCUGGUGUCCCCUUAUGUGGCAUGGAAUCCCACAUCAGAGAAGCCUACUCCAGGCCCAUGGUGCCAUAGUUGCCUUCUUGGUGCUGUCAUGGCUGCCGGCUUCUUCAAUCGGCCAACCUUUCUAGCCUUUGCUCUGGUCCCCCUCUCUCUCUGGGGCAUCCACAGAACCUUGAAACCUAGCAUCACGGCCUUGAUCCAGGAGGCCCUGGUGCUGUUGCCAGGGGCUGCUCUUGCUGCAAUGCUGUUUAUAACCGUGGACAGCUGGUACUUCUCCAGCCUCUCCAGAUCCAGUAGCCUUGUUCUCACACCUCUCAACUUCUUGUACUACAAUCUGGACCCCCAAAACCUCGCAAGGCAUGGCACACAUGCACGGCUCACUCACUUGGCAGUCAAUGGCUUCCUGCUCUUCGGGGUAUUGCAUGCUCAAGCCCUGCAGGCUGCAUGGCAACAACUCCAUAGCUGCUUCCGUGUGUUUGCGCAAACGGGCUUCUUGGGGAUGCUGGGUGCCCGUGGCCUACUGUCUAGCUCCAGGUCUCAUCUCCUUCUCCUCUACUUCACACCCCUGGUCCUGCUAUCUGCCUUUAGCCACCAAGAGCCCAGAUUCCUGAUUCCCCUCAUAGUCCCUCUAGUCCUGCUUUGCAGUCCCCACACCCAGCCUCUACCCUGGAAGGGCACCCUGGUCCUCUUCAAUGCCCUAGGUGCUCUCAUCUUUGGCUGCUUGCAUCAGGGAGGCUUGGUACCCGGCCUGAAGUAUCUGGAAAACGUAGUCCAUGCACCCGCCCUCCCGGGCACGACCACACACUACAUGCUUCUCUUCACUCACACCUACAUGCCUCCCCAGCACCUCCUGCACCUCUCUGGCCUGCCAUCGCCUGUGGAGGUGGUGGACAUGGGCGGGGCUGAGGACUGGCUCCUGUGCCAAGCCCUGAACAACUUCAGCGGACAACCAGCCUGUCGACUGGCCGGCGGGCCACAGCUCUGCCGCCUCUUUGUAGUAACUCCAGGGACCAACAGGCAUGCUCUGGAGAAGUGCGGUCUUCCUCUCAAGAAUGAGACCCUCCUGUUUCCCCACUUGACCCUGGAGGACCCUCCAACCCUGUCCUCCCUACUCAGCCAGGCUUGGAGGACCCACCUUAGUCUUCACAUCAUAGAGCUGGAGGACGCCCUGUCAUGACAAAGGAGCCAUGGCCCAGGAUUCAGCCAUAGAAGGAAGGUGCCACCCCACCUUCUACACAGGCUGCUGGGCUGGGACACUGGAACAGACUCCCACUGCUGGCUCUUCUGGGCACAGUGACAGGUUGUUCCUCUAGGUGAGACACCAAAGAUCUGACCAGUCAUGGUCCCAAUGCCAAGGUCCCCAAAGAAACCUAGCACACCCACUGGCACGUGUCUAUUUAUACGCCAUUACUUCCGAUUGCUGUAAUGUCUAAAAUAUAUAGUCGUACCUGGUUAUCAAAGACAAUGAACUGCUGCUGACAUCCUGAGUGGCCCUGCCCAACUUCUGACAAUGCCUGCCUUCUUGCUACCAUCAUUUCCAAUCUCACAGUGUGAAGUGGGGACAGAGGAGCCUCACAGCUCUAGUCCCUAGUCUGUGACUCACAAACUGGCGUGAAGGAAGUCCCUUCCACUCGGCCAACCACCACCCUGACGGAUGAGAGGAUCCUGAGGUCAGUGUGAGCUCACGUCCCAUGGUUUGAUACGCAUGUCUCCACAAGGCUCUUUCUCUAGGAAGCCGUAGUUGUUUUGUAUUUCAUAGCACUGUGGUGUCUGCAGACGCAGUGUUUGGGUAGAACCAAAACAAGCCAUUCUAGAAAAAGC
Microtus ochrogaster (prairie vole) is the source of this 2807-nucleotide messenger RNA. RefSeq names its product phosphatidylinositol glycan anchor biosynthesis class Z (Gwada blood group) (gene Pigz). The record is from RefSeq and is a predicted model, not a curated record. Lineage: Eukaryota; Metazoa; Chordata; Mammalia; Rodentia; Cricetidae. Gene Ontology annotation, molecular function: alpha-1,2-mannosyltransferase activity. Gene Ontology annotation, cellular component: endoplasmic reticulum membrane. Gene Ontology annotation, biological process: GPI anchor biosynthetic process.